This is a messenger RNA of Meriones unguiculatus (Mongolian gerbil), 3587 nucleotides long. RefSeq names its product limb and CNS expressed 1 like (gene Lix1l). Gene Ontology annotation, biological process: autophagosome maturation. The transcript has 6 exons. Gene Ontology annotation, cellular component: cytoplasm. Bases 97 to 1110 code for a protein of 337 amino acids. The record is from RefSeq and is a predicted model, not a curated record. Lineage: Eukaryota; Metazoa; Chordata; Mammalia; Rodentia; Muridae.
CGCCCUCAGUCCCCGGGCUCUGGCUCACUGGGGUGGCUGGGACCGUUAGCUCGCCAGGCUGGCAGGCUCGGGGGCCCAGCUCCGCCGGCGCCCGGGAUGGAGACGAUGCGAGCCCAGCGGCUGCAGCCCGGCGUCGGCGUCGGCGGGAGAGGCACCCUGCGAGCUCUGCGGCCGGGGGUGACCGGGGCCCCGCCGGGCGCCGCCACACCCCCCGCGGGCCCGCCGCCGGCCCCGCCGCCCCCCGCCCCGCCCCCGCCGCCGCUGCUCCUGCCCGGGGCCCCCGGCCUGCCCCUGCCCCCCGGCGCCGCGGGGAGCCCUGCGGUGCUGCGCGAGGCGGUGGAGGCGGUGGUGAGGAGCUUCGCCAAACACACGCAGGGCUACGGCCGAGUGAAUGUGGUGGAAGCCCUGCAGGAAUUCUGGCAGAUGAAGCAGUCCCGGGGCGCCGACUUGAAGAAUGGGGCUCUGGUGGUCUAUGAGAUGGUUCCUUCCAAUAGUCCUCCCUACGUCUGCUACGUCACUCUGCCAGGGGGGAGCUGCUUUGGGAGUUUCCAGUUUUGCCCCACAAAAGCUGAGGCCCGGCGAAGUGCUGCAAAGAUUGCCCUAAUGAACUCCGUGUUUAAUGAACACCCGUCCCGAAGAAUUACGGAUGAGUUUAUUGAGAAGAGUGUCUCAGAGGCCCUGGCAUCUUUCAAUGGUAACAGAGAGGAAGCCGACAACCCCAACACAGGGAUUGGUGCUUUCCGAUUCAUGCUGGAAUCCAACAAGGGCAAGUCAAUGCUGGAGUUCCAGGAGCUAAUGACAGUUUUUCAGCUGCUGCACUGGAAUGGCAGCCUGAAGGCCAUGAGAGAAAGACAGUGCUCUCGGCAGGAGGUAUUGGCUCAUUAUUCACAUCGGGCCCUGGAUGAUGAUAUCCGCCACCAGAUGGCUCUGGACUGGGUGAGCCGGGAGCAGAGUGUGCCAGGAGCACUGUCAAGAGAGCUGGCCUCCACUGAGCGGGAGCUGGAUGAAGCCCGGCUGGCAGGCAAGGAGCUGCGCUUCCACAAGGAGAAGAAAGACAUCCUCAUGCUGGCCGCUGGGCAGCUGGGCAACAUGCAUUCCUCCAGCUGCUGAGCUCCAGCCCCUGCUCACCAUGCUCUUUGGGCCCUGAUUUUGUAUGUCUCCUUUCUAAGACGUAGGAUGAUUUCUGUAUAUACUUUCUCAAUUUUAUACUUUAAAAUAUAGAUAUAUAUGUAUAAAUUCUACACCUGGAUUCCUAUUUGCUAAGAGAUCCCUUUUCUAACUUCCAGUUUGGGGAGGGCGUUAGUUUUGAAAGGCCACUAUUCCCUUUUAGAGCUUGGCCAGCUCUUAAGCCCUCAGAUUAACCAAGUCACUAACAUGUACUACUGAAACAAGUCACUUCAGCAGUACAGCACAACCCGCUACGCGGUCAUCUGUCUUUUAAAGUAGCGGACAGGUGUGAUGACUCGUGGCCGCCAUCUCUGCACAGUACUGCUGUCAGUCUGGGGCCAGCCUGGACUGCAGGAGCUCCGGACCAGCGUGGGCUCCAGUGUGGAAGGUCCUGUCUCACUCAACUCCCUCUCCUCCCACAUGUAAAUGACAGUCAGAGCGAGGAGUAUGUGCUUCCCCCUCACCCAAAUUCCUACUUUCUCCCAAACUGAACUAGGGCGGGAGCGUCUGCUUUUGGUUGAGGCAGACCUCUGGAUGCUGCUGCUCACCUUGCUCCAUCCUUGCCUCUAAAUGUCCUUCAUUCAGGGGUUUCCCUACCGUAUCCAGAAGGAAUAGGGAAUCUGGCUUCUUUUUGUUUUGUGAGACAUCUUACUGUGGCCUGGAACUCAUUCUGUAGACUAGGAGGGUUCCAGACUUUCGGUAGUCUUCCUGCUGAGAUCACAGGCCUGGCUCACCAUGCCUCACCUGGGUUUUAUUUUGUAGUAACUCCUGAGAAACUGCCUAAGAACAAGAGAAUCAUAAACCCAGUUCAUAGGGUGGUGAGCGGCACUACCUAAAGCACUUCUGGGCUCAUCAUUCCCUUGGAGCAGUCUAGAUUUCUGGAGGUCCGAGGCAGAGGGUUACAGCUUUCACCAUUCCCUGGUGUCACUUCUCUCCUACUCACCAUGCUUAGUAAAGACACACACACAGACCUUUUCCACUUCAUUUUGUUUAUGUAGCCCAGGCUGGCCUCAGACCCUCCACAGGCUAGGAUUACAAUAACACCAGCUCCCUGCCUUAACCCUUCCUUCGGUGGUUAGAAGCAUUUUGUUCUUUAGAAACGGUAUCUCAUCUGUUUAGUGAGAACCGUGUCCCUCCCUUGUACACUGCGUUGUGCACCCCUUAGAUUCUCAUUUCCUGUUUCUCCUUUUCCUCCACAUGGACUGGGGGAACAUGGGUAGAUGAGACUUGGAUGAGAAUAUGAUUCUUCCUAUGUGCAAUCAGGGAAGCCUACAGGAGAGGAAGGUGAACUCACUAGUUGUGUGUGAAAUGACCUGGAAGCCAGGCAGAGCUCUGUACCUUGGAGAGUGUAUGUAGUGAGCUCUGCGUCCCCCUCUCUGCGAUCUCUACGAUAGCGCAGUGUACUCUCUAUCAGUUUGGGACUUUUUUUGUUUUUUUGAGACAGUGGGGUUUCUCUGUGUAGCCUUGGCUAUCCUGGACUCACUUUGUAGAUCAGGUUGGCCUUGAACUCCUAGAGACCUGCUUGCUUCUGCCUCCCUGCAAUCUGCUGGGAUUACAGGUGUGCACCACCAGGUCUGGCCAAUGACACAUUUUAAUCUACUAAAUUCAACUUCUCAUUUAAUAAUUACAGUUUGCUUUUAGAUUAGGCACUGGGUCUGGUGGUGCAGGUUUGUAAUCCCAGCUAUCCUAGAGGCUGAGGCAAGAAGAUUGGACAUUCAAGACCACCUAGAGGGAGUUCAGGGGUAACCUGGGUAAUUUAGGAAGACUGUCUCAAAGACAUGAAGUAAAGACAAGGCUGGGGCCAGAGCUUAGCCGUAGAGCCUGACUGGCGCGUGGGGCCUCAGUUUCAUCUCAAUUGCACAAAGGGCAGGGGUGAGGGGAGUAGGAGACUUGGAGGGGAGAGGGAAGGAAGUAGAUUAGAUAGGUUAGCUCACUGUGUGGGAGCAAGGUGAAAAGUAGCUUUCUUGCUUUUGAAAUCACCUUGGGACAAAGAUCCACAGGAUCGGGAUAGGGAGUCCAGUUACAACAGUGUCGGUACUUAGAAAAGAGUUCUUUGGUUCCUUCAGUUAGCUUGUCUCUUUAUUUCAUAAAACACGCUGGGCCCGAACAGAGGCUCCUGCAUGACAUGAUUGGUGAAACCUGUUAAAUGGGUAUCUGUAGCCCAGGAGCUUCAAAUUCUCCAGUUUCUUCCGUGCUUCUUUGUGUAUGAUGUCUUGAGGAUUAUGAAUUUUGGGAAGAAUUGUCCUUGUACCUCCUGGAUUUAUUAUUUUUCUCAAAACAAAAAAACCAAGACUCCAAAGAACAUGAGAAAAAUUGUUCUGUCCACUUUUGAUGUUAAAGAUUUUAGUUAUCUUUUUGGUACUUUCUAUGUAUUUUAUAUGUAAAAUUUUACACAAUUAAAAAUGUUUUUUGUUUUUUGC